UGACUUGCUUAUGGUAUGUCGACAACUAAACAUGGAGGAAUCAGUGGCAGAGAUUAUGCAUCAGUUGGGAGCAGAUGAGAAUGGGAAAAUCUCCUUUGAGGAUUUUGCACGCUGCCGUAUGCAGUUGGUAUCUGAAAUAAGGAAGGAAGAAGGUGAACUCUCGGUGAAGUCGCAUGAGUCUUGCAAGAAAAGAAAAUUACGUGACCGCAUAGCUUCGUGGCCAACUAGUAGCGAUAACAGCCUUGGUGCAAUGUCAGGAGCCAGGGAGAGCUGGGAGUAUGAUUCUGGAGCUCGAGAUCUUCAGAGUCCAGAACUACAUAAUAGUCAUCCAGUGCUUCAGAAACUAUUAGAAUGUGGAGCAGCUAGCCUGGAUCAGCAAGUCGCUCUGCAAAAACUCUUGGCACAGGCUUCAAGCCUAAGCCAUCCCAUGAGUGGCAGUUACUUGGAGCUAGCCAACACACUACAUUUAGCGGCCCUAGCAUCAUUAAAAACAGACAUAGUGGAUCUCAAUAAAAGACUCCAACAUACAGAACGGGAGAGGGACUUGUUAGAAAAGAAGUUGGCAAAAUCUCAGUGUGAACAGUCUCAUCUAAUGAGGGAGCAUGAAGAAACUCAGGAAAGGGCAACUCUGCGCUAUGAAGAACGUAUCACUGAGCUUCACAGUAUAAUUGCAGAAUUAAAUAAGAAAAUUGACAGGCUUCAGGGGACAACAAUAAGAGAAGAUGAUGAGGGUUCAGAGCUGCGUUCAGAACUUAGCCACAGCCAACAGGAGGCAAAUGAUGAUGCUCGAAGUAUAGAUCAGGAUCAAACCUCUGCGUCUGUGCCUGAGAACCAGUCAAUGAUGGUCUCUGCAGAUAUAGAUAACUGUAGUGACCUCAACUCGGAGCUCCAGAGGGUAUUGACUGGGCUGGAGAAUGUAGUCUGUGGAAGGAAGAAGAGCAGUUGCAGUCUUUCAGUGGCAGAAGUGGACAGACACAUUGAACAACUAACCACUGCCAGUGAACACUGUGACCUAGCUAUAAAGACUGUCGAGGAGAUUGAGGGUGUACUGGGACGUGACUUCUAUCCAACCCUUUCUGAAGAGAGAUCUCGAUGGGAGAAGGAGUUAGCUGCACUUCGGGAAGAAAACGAAAGCCUCACGGCAAUGCUGUGUAGCAAAGAGGAUGACCUGAACAGGACAAAGGCAACUAUGAAUGCUAUUCGUGAAGAAAGAGAUCGGUUGCGUAGGAGGGUUCGGGAGCUGCAGACACGUUUACAAAGCAUACAAGCAACUGGCCCAGCUAGUCCGAGUCGUUUGACUGCAGCCAAUCGACCAGUCAACCCCAGUACUGGUGAGCUGAGCACUAGCAGUAGCAGCAAUGAUAUCCCUGUUGCGAAGGUGGCUGAACGAGUAAAACUGUCAAAGACAAGGUCGGAAUCUUCCUGUUCAGAUCGGCCAGUUCUGGGUUCAGAGAUCAGCAAUAUUGGAGUGUCCAGCAGUGUAGCAGAACAUCUAGCCCAUUCUUUGCAAGACUGCUCCAAUAUCCAAGAAAUCUUUCAAACUCUGUACUCUCAUGGUUCGGCUAUUUCUGAAAGCAAGAUCCGUGAAUUUGAAGUGGAAACUGAAAGGUUAAACAGUCGAAUUGAGCAUCUAAAAUCACAGAAUGAUCUUCUAACUAUAACGCUGGAAGAGUGCAAAAGCAAUGCUGAAAGAAUGAGUAUGCUAGUUGGUAAAUAUGAAUCCAAUAGCACGGCGUUAAGGCUUGCACUGCAGUACAGUGAACAGUGCAUAGAAGCCUAUGAGUUACUGCUGGCACUGGCUGAAAGUGAACAAGGACUCAUUCUGGGACAGUUCAGAGCUGCGGGUGUUGGAUCUGUUGGUGAUCAAAAUGGUGAGGAAAACAUAACAAUGAUGUUAAAGAGAGCACAUGACUGCAGGAAGACAGCAGAGAAUGCUGCAAAAGCACUACUAAUGAAACUUGAUGGCAGCUGUGGUGGAGCAUGUACUGUAACAGGAUGUAGUAUUCAGCCCUGGGAAAGUCUGUCUUCUCAUAGCCACACCAGCACUACAAGUUCAACUGCUAGUAGCUGUGAUACAGAGUUUACAAAAGAAGAUGAGCAGAGGCUAAAGGAUUAUGUUCAGCAGCUUAAGAAUGACAGAGCAGCAGUCAAGCUAACUAUGUUAGAGCUAGAAAGUAUUCAUAUUGAUCCACUUAGUUAUGAUGUUAAACCUCGGGGAGAUAGUCAACGACUUGAUUUGGAGAAUGCAGUUCUAAUGCAGGAACUCAUGGCUAUGAAGGAGGAAAUGGCAGAACUUAAAGCCCAGCUUUAUUUGAUGGAGAAGGAGAAGAAAGCACUUGAACUGAAGCUGAGCACUCGAGAAGCCCAGGAACAAGCUUACUUAGUACAUAUCGAACACCUAAAAUCGGAAGUAGAAGAACAAAAGGAACACCGUGUACAAUCUCUCAGCUCAACCAGCAGUGGAGGAAAGGAUAAACAAGUUAAAGAAUGCAGUGAUGGGGUGACUCAUCCUCUAACUGAACUCAGAACUCUCAAUGAUACUGAACUUGCAGUUGAGCUAACUAAUGCAUUAAAGCGAGAGAAAAAAAUGAAAUCCCGUGUUCAAGAAUUGGUAACUGCUUUAGAACGAAUGACAAAAAGCAGUGAAGUGCGACAUCAGCAGUCUGCCGAAUUUGUUAAUGACCUCAAACGAGCAAACAGUAAUUUAGUGGCAGCCUAUGAGAAAGCGAAGAAGAAACAUCAAAACAAAUUGAAAAAACUGGAAGCACAAAUGAUGGCAAUGGUGGAGAGGCAUGAGACGCAAGUAAGAAUGCUAAAACAGAGAAUUGCGUUGCUGGAGGAGGAAAACUCUAGACCUCAAACAAAUGAGACAUCACUCUAAGAAUAUAUGCUGAUGCUACUGAUGAUGUAAUUCAUCAGUUCUGCCACGUCGACUAAGAAGAUUUAAAACAUGAGACUAGGAAAUGUGAUUUGACACCUUUCUUCUAAUCAGUAUGCACAUAUCUAGUUCUCGCAUGUAAAGCGCUAACUUAACAUUUCUUGAGAAACCAUGUAUAUAAUAAGAAUGAUAGAAGUGGCACUGGACCAAAUAUGGGCCACCAGUAGCCUAUACCCAUUCCUAAGCAUAUUUGCAUAUCUAAAGGAAGAUGCAUUUUUAAAUAUGGUCCAAUUACAGCAAAUUGACAUUUGGAAUUGCUUUACAAGUGGCUAUGUGUGACCAUUAUGUUGUAUCAAACAGGCACAAAAUUGUACAGCAAAAAAUUUAAAGAUUAAUAGAUGCUGCUGGGAGAUGCUAACUUUCCACCAUCGUUAAUGUUCUGUUGAAGUUCAUGAAAAUUACAAAUACGUUCUAUCAAACAUGUUAAACUAUUUUCAUAACACGUGAAGCAGCUGUACUACCAUUGUCAAGGUAAGCUUAGUGCAAAUUAAUUCUUAUGUUGAGGACUGGAAUCUUUAGGGUCGAAGUGAUGUGGGCUGUAGCAAGAUUUGUGGCAGAAUCAGAUGCAAAGUCCAGCAAAGCCAAUCUCACUCCAUUUCUGUUUUGACAAGGAGUGUGGCUAGUUUCUUGCGAGGAAGCAAUGAGUUCCCAAUGAAGGGGAAUUGUUGCUUGUUAAGUGUAUUGUUAAUGGUACAGCUAGUUUCAUUAAUAUUUGGCUUCCUAGCUUACCAAAUGUGCCAAACAAGCUAGAUAUCCAGAAAUUUCAACAUGGAAAUGAAAGUGGAUACCUGGCAAAUUCAGCUCGCCACUUGCUCCAAAGGACUGCCAUGUUGGACACAGGACACCAGCAUCUCAGGGCAUGAUCCAUGGACCAAGCAUAGGCAACAUGUCCUCAGACAUUGGUGUCUGAUGUAUCAGUUUCUGAGAACUCAUGUGGAACAUCUGUGGUCCACUUACAGUACGUUUCUACCAGUUAGCGCAGCAGUAAUUAUCAGUGUAAUGCUGUAACAAGAACACUGUACAGGAUGUGUGUCCAGACUGUCCACUUGCUAAUAUAGUGCUCACUCAUCUGAGCAUACCUGAAUGUUCACAGCAUCCUUGCCUUGCUUUGCCUUUUUAUGCUUUGCCCCCUCAGGCAGAGAUACCAAGCUCAUAAUCACGCCAUCUUGCUGUGCUGUUUAAUGCAAAAUUUGUCAUUGUUGUCAGCAGGCCUCAGUCCAGGGACAGUCUUCAGUCUGAGCACAGUAAGUCAUGAAUCACCUCCAAUACCAGUCCAGGGACUUAGAAAUAGUCAGCCAGCCACUCUGGCUGUCAGAGCCAGGAUCCUUUGAAGAGAGAUGAAGAGCCAAAUGUUAGGUAGCUCACCACCUGUCUUGACUCUAACUUGUUAUGGGCUGAGUUCCUCCUGGAAUGAGAGAGAGGUUGGUAUUAAAGGGGAUAAAAAUGGGUGACACAGCUGCUACUUUUGGUACAGGUAGGAAGAUAUCCCAAGCGAGCGAUUAGCAGCAUUGAAGGCAUGCUGGGUUAGUGUUGUCAGGGUUUGGGUGGGUGUCAGCAAGUGAGGGAAGAUUUUGCAGCCAUUAGUGAGAGUGGUGGAGAUGAGCCUUGGUAGGAGAUGAUUGCAGUCAUCGAAAUAAUGUGUGUGAGGUUUCAAAGAGAAAAUGGUGGCAAUUACACUGGUGCGGUGGAGAAGGUCAUUGACCUCCUUUCUACAUUACUGUGAAUUCCUCCAGACGGUUGAGACUGCUUUAACCCAGCAACCUUGGACCUUGCUGGCAUGGUCUGGUGUUAUGGCCAUGAAUGCUGGUCCUUGGGGAAGAGGAAAAUGUGUAUGCACCACCCUACUCAGCAGGACUUCCAGAUCCUUGCCCAUAAGAUAGGAUUCCAAUUUUCCCACCCAUUUGCCUUGUCCAGGACAAAUCAGGAACUCUGUUGGGUAGCUCUGAACUGACAGUACAGGCAGUUUUCCAGGCACAAGAUUUGUUAGCGAAUUCUGGAAUAUCUGCUGACUGGCAGGUUUUUUUGGUCACAGCAUGUGGUGGCUUGGGUCUGGAAUCAGAUGUAAUGGAUGCCAUAAAGGUGGGUAGUUAAUGCAAGUUUAAGAUGUGGUCAUAAAACUCUCGCUCGGUCUCAUGGUGAAAAACCCUUCAAUAACUUGAUGCAACUCAGACAUGGACAAAAAAACGAAGAUUCAGCCCAAGGUGUUUCAUGUAACACUGUAGAAUCAGGGAGCAAAUAACUGGAAAAAUGUUUCUGAUCUCUUUGGACUACAUUUAUAUUUUGUUAAUCAAUGUUUUUUUAGGAAUACUAAAGUAUUGUAUCCCACCCACCAUUUAAUAUUAACCAGUCCAUAUUACGUGCUUACAGAAUGGGGCUACUUUGUGGUUAAAAAUGAGGUAUAGGAAAAUAAUCCUUGGUAUUUUUCAUUACUUUGUUUAAGACACAAAUAUAAUUGUUCAUAACUCUUCAAUUAAUCAUUUUACCAGAAUGGUACCAGUUACCAUAGCAGGUGAUAUUUGGUUUGGAUUAUUAUAUUGUUUUGAACCAAAAUAAUUUGAUGUUGUUGAACAUCAGUCAAUUAGGAGCUGAUCACGUUGGUUUCAUUUGUAGAAAGUUUUUUUCAUUAUUGGUUUAAUUUCUUAAUUCUACAUAUUAUGGCUAAAUAAUCACAGAAAUGGAAAACCAAGGGUACUAUUGUUCGUAUGGGAAAAUUGUAGUGUGCAUCCACGUAGCCCUUUCCACCAUUUUCUCAUGCAAUUUUCAGAGAGCUAUUGUCAAAUCAUUUUCAUCUUUUGAUAAGUGGAUCAGUCAAACAGUAUAUUUACAAGUAUUUUAAAGGUAUAUUUGGAGAAUUUGCAUCUUAUUGCCUGAUCUUGCAUGAGUUAGAGCUCCAGAAAUUAAACCUUGCAGUCUGAUUUGGGAGUUUUAAAUUCAACUCAUAGUUCAGGUAUUUAUUUCUUUAAAUUACAUACUUUUGUUUAGUUCCAGAAGCUAAUAUCGCAAAAGAUUUUGAUGAAUCCAUUGCACGUUUUGGCAUUGCUAUUUUCUGCAGGUUUCUAUUAUCUCCAUUAAUUGGAAACCUAUUAUUUUGUGAAUUGAAGUGCAGUAGUUCAAGAAGGAAGCUCACUACCAUCAUCUCAGGGGCAGCAAGACUGGGUAAUUAAUGCUGGCCAGAUGCAGUCAUAGUUGUACAACGAUUAAACAAAUUUCAAAUGAUUGAGGAAAAUCACUGAGUUGAAUUUAUUGUUUAAACUAAAUGCACCCUGCAUUGGAAUGUCUCUUCAGUGGACCUUUCUUAUUUUAAUAUCUUUGAGAAACUGAUAUCCACAUACAAUCUUUCCAUCAAUCAGGAUAUUGGAGAUGAUCAAACAAAAUAAAGCCAUAAUUAUCUAAGAUAACAAGGUGUAGAGCUGGAUGAACACAGCAGGCCAAGCAGCAUCAGAGGAGCAGGAAGGCUGACGUUUCGGGCCUAGACCCUUCUGUGUUCAUCCAGCUGUACACCUUGUUAUCUCAAAUUCUCCAGCAUCUGCAGUUCCUACUAUCCCUCCCAUAAUUAUCUAACCUCUUUGGCCUUGUCACACCCGGCUGAACAGUCAUUUCUAUUCUGAAUGACUACUCUAUUAUUAUGUAAUAUAACUGCUUUUAUUUUGCAAUAGAUCGAAAUCUGCUAAGCUUCUAAAUGCUUCCCAAAGAAUGAAAACUGUUGUAGUAACAAUGAUUUUUGAUUAGAGUCUGUGAGCUCCUUGUGAAAUUGUUACACCUUAUUUAAUAGAAUAAAGAAAAACUUGUGCUUUAUCUUAGCUUUCAUGAUCUCAGGAUGUUCCAAAAUGCUUUACAGCCAAUAAGAAACGUUAUUAGUAGGGAACACAAAUCCAAUUUAUGCCUGGCAAGCUACCAUAAACAGCAAUUAUAUAAAUCAUUACAUAAUCUGUUUCAAAUGCUGCAGAAGGAAUGAAUAGAAUAGGAUGAUUCUUUGCCUUUGCUUUGUGUUAUUUCACAUUGCAGUUAAUUUUCAAGUUCAAACACUGAAGAUGAAAAAGAAAUUAAGUGAAAAUAGCUGUCACUUGAAGUGGUUCACAGAAUUCUCCACUAUGAAACCAACAUUUGAUCUUUUUUCAACAAAAUUAAAUCAAAAAUAACAUUAAUACAUCACACUUCUGGAGCACUUGGAACGGAUUACUAGACAAAUGGCCACUGUAUAGCAGAGGCCUGCUGCAAAAGAUGUACCUAUGGCAAAUUAGUGUUUAUACCCAAAUGCUAAGGCAGACUGGUGCUUCCACCUUCUAUUCAAAUACAGUUUUGAAGAGGUUAACAUUCACAAAUAAACAUGAAUUUUCAUUUACACUUGUAUAUAAAUAUAGUAAUUUCUUUUUAAAAAUAAGAUAUACCGAAGACCCUGGUUUUCUAUACCAAACUCAAGUGUAUCUCUAUUUCCUCUAGGCAGGAAUAAAGUUCUGAUUAUGUCAUAUUUGUCCUGUCUUACAAUUAAACAUGUAUUUGUGCAUAAGUUUAGGACAAUGUUACAACCAUUAUAAGGAAAGUGUUAGUUUAUUUCACAAGCCUUACAGGAGAUUGUUCUUGUAGUCAGGAGGAUUAAAGCUUAUAGAAUAGAAUUAUUGGGGUAUCCUGACCCAAAAUAUUACUUAUUACAGGUGCUUUCCCAAUUGAUUUAUCAAAACUAAUUAUGAUAUGCAGAGUAUACUUUGUAUCAUUUAAAGAUGGAUACAUAUAACCACGUUUCAGUUCUGCUUUCAUUUUAAUAACUGUCCAAUAUGUACUGGAGUUUGAAAAUUGUUUUACAUAAAAUUAUUUAAAAUAUUUGUAAAUUAGUGCGAAAGCAAGUGUUUUUAAUUUAUCAUUUAAAAGUAGUAUAUGAGAUAAAAGAACAAGAUUAUUUAUUUCCCUGAGCAUGGUUCAUAUAUAUGUCACUUUAUUCCAGUUACACGUAAUAUAGAAGACAGGAGUUCCUGUUCAUGAUAUAAUGUAGAUAUUUCUAGAGCCACUGGAAGGGACAUAUCCUUGACUGAAAUAAGAAAGCGAACCUUGAAUACUAAAGGAAAUGCAAUCUGAAGUGAGUUUAUGAAUUGAAUGUGGAUAUCUUCAAAGUGGCAUUCAAAACUUAACAUCUCUCCCCAGUCUAUCUCUGAUCAAAGUUAAAAUCAUGAAACAAAAAGAAUGAUUGAGAAGCACUAGUAAGUUCAUAUGCAUUUAUCUUUGGGCCAUAUUUACUAUGUGUUUAGGAUUAUGUCAAGUUAGUUGAAUACCACUUCCCUUUAUUGAACCCUGUAUUGUAAAUUUGUGAAGGGUUUUUUCUUGGGGGGGGUGCGCGGGAGGAAGGGUGGUUCAGGGGAACCGGAAGGAAAUUCUGAAUGUGGAAUCCUGGUCAGAUAAUAUGAGGAAUGUCACAAGCCGAGAUGGUAAAUAUGUGACAGCACUAUUGACUUACCUUCUACACUUAUAGUAAGAUGUACAGCUGUUUUUUAAACAAGAUUUUUGGAUUAUAUUUACAUGUAAGAGGUCCAAAUGGCUAGUACCUACACCACAUUAAGUUGUUCCAGAUCUGCUUGAUUUGAAUUUUGAGAAUUUGAGCACCCCUGAUCUUUGAGGGUUAUGAUUUGUAUAUCCUCCUAUUUAAGUUUGUAACUGCUCGACUUUAUAGUUUUCCUACUUGCUGUAAAUGUAAAACGAUUUGUUUUAUAAAAAAAAUGUACAAA
Messenger RNA from Rhincodon typus (whale shark), 8652 nucleotides. RefSeq names its product MCC regulator of WNT signaling pathway (gene mcc). NCBI's taxonomy places the organism in Eukaryota, Metazoa, Chordata, Chondrichthyes, Orectolobiformes, Rhincodontidae. The transcript is spliced from 18 exons. Gene Ontology annotation, molecular function: calcium ion binding. Bases 11 to 2881 code for a protein of 956 amino acids. The record is from RefSeq and is a predicted model, not a curated record.